Messenger RNA from Aaosphaeria arxii CBS 175.79, 1266 nucleotides. RefSeq lists its product as uncharacterized. The transcript is spliced from 2 exons. Lineage: Eukaryota; Fungi; Ascomycota; Dothideomycetes; Pleosporales. The record is from RefSeq and is a predicted model, not a curated record. Bases 1 to 1209 code for a protein of 402 amino acids.
AUGUCCGACACCCAAGAAUCAGGUACUGGCCAACCAGUCGUCUCCAGCACCAGCGCUGACAAUGUUGACGAGUUCAAGAUCAUCCAGCGCGCCGGCAACUUCGCCAGAGAUGCGCACUUCCGGCUCCGACCCGAGAUCUGGGAUAUUCCCAUCACGAAGAUCGACUAUCUGCAGCAUUUCGUCGCUGUACAUCGCGGCUCUCCCUUGAAAUCCCUCCAGACUAGUGUCUUUUUCCCGUUUCCGAACCACUUGCUGCAAGAUGACCCUGCGGGGAACGCAGGACUUAUGGCAUACUACGGAAACAAAGAGGCGCUUGCUUUCUUUGAGUCAUUCUUUCUGGUCCUCGUCUCAGGAGUGAAGUUUGAGAUCGAAGAAGUAAAGGUUUCUAUCAAGAUCCCCCGGCCUCGUGAGGUCUUCUUCGCACUCUUCGGUGGAAACAUUCUGUUCAACCGCACCGAUCAUAUCAUUCUGCGUCUAACCUCCGAGGCAACUGGCAAAGUCUUCGCUGUUGACUUGACCGGAGCACAGUACGGAAUCUACGAGAUCGCUCACGAAUGGGACAAAUACGUGGAGAGCUUCGUCAAAGACGUAGGACCUUCCUUGCCAGUUGGAACUAUGAAUCAAUACGGCCACGCCAUGGCCGAGACCCUUGGUGAAUCCGGCCUCACGUACCGGGUAGGCAUGACGGCUAGUGUGCUUUUCAGGGUGGCCAUGCAGAACCGGGCAGACGCUAGAGGCGUCGACAUGAAGGCAUUGGUCAUGCUCAGCAAUGUCGAGUUCAAGAGACACAAGCAAGCAAUGCUCUCGGCGGCAACAACGGCCGUAUCGCAGUACAUGAGCCAGGCGAACUUCCGAGAUGCUGAAAGAGCUGCCAUAGAGGUCAAUGUCAUUGCUCCUUGGUAUGAAGACAGAACGAUGAGAGAACACAACGUGAGGUUCACUGGACCCGACCUCCCGGCCCAGCACGAUCCUUACAUGGCGCAAGAGGCUAACAUGGAACAAGAGCCUGACAUGGACGAAAAUUAUGAUAUGCAGGACGAGCCUGAUAUGCAGGAAGAGCCUGAUAUGCAGGAAGAGCCUGGCAUGGACCAAGAGCCUGGCAUGGACCAAGAGCCUGGCAUGGACCAAGAGCCUGGCAUGGACCAAGAGCCUGGCAUGGACCAAGAGCCCGGCAUGGACGUGCUGGUGGGAAUGGAGAUGGAAGAGUAAGAAUCAGUUUGAUCGUCCCCAUCCACCAUCACUGGCUUUCAGCCAAAGACUGCAGCG